Rhineura floridana is the source of this 3492-nucleotide messenger RNA. It is a transcript of the gene PITX2, whose product is annotated as paired like homeodomain 2. Gene Ontology annotation, cellular component: nucleus. Bases 1094 to 2047 code for a protein of 317 amino acids. Gene Ontology annotation, biological process: regulation of transcription by RNA polymerase II; anatomical structure morphogenesis. NCBI's taxonomy places the organism in Eukaryota, Metazoa, Chordata, Lepidosauria, Squamata, Rhineuridae. The transcript has 5 exons. Gene Ontology annotation, molecular function: RNA polymerase II cis-regulatory region sequence-specific DNA binding; DNA-binding transcription factor activity, RNA polymerase II-specific. The record is from RefSeq and is a predicted model, not a curated record.
AAUGUUUAAAUCCUCUCCCCCUGAAUCACUCCUUUCCUGCAAAGCGCCUCCCCGCACUCCCCCACCCCGGGGUUCCUAAUGUAGCUCUCUCCUUUCGGCUGUCCCUUUGUGAUUGGCUGUUGUUGCUUUUUUGCACGUCUGUGUUUCUUUGAUCUGCAGCUUCUCUCUAGAUUGAGCUGUCCAGGCUUCUUUAGUUGCUUAGGCCUUUCGCCCCCUCCUCUCCAGCUCUAAGUGACUCUACCUGGAUUUUCACGGAAACCUCCAAGUGAGUAAGCAUGUAGGGCUAGGAUUGGGCCCUUGCACGGAAUUGAGUGAGACUUACUCUCCAGGCACAGGACGGCGGCUUCAGCCUGUUCCCUUUCCCCACACCUCCAUCUGGCUACCUCGUUUCUGUCUAGCCUGUCUCAGCCUUUCUCCAUCUCUGUCCAUCUGACUUCUCCGUGCCUGGGUCAGAUCUUCUCGCAGCAGCAGCAGCAGCAGCUCGGCCGCCCCCUGAGCGCUCUCUCUCCUCCCUCCCCCCUCCUUCUCUUCGGCGUGGAGUUUGGUGGAAUCUCUGCUGACGUCACGCGGCUCCCCAGCCAGGCAGAGCGAGGCCAGACGAGUGGAGAAAGAGCCGGAGGACAGUCAAAGAAAGGCAGAGACAGUCCGCCCAAGAAGCCCAGCGGUCCCGCAGCGAAUCCACUAGGAGCCAGCCUGCCUGCCUGCCUGCCUGCCGUCCGUCCGUCCGUCCGUCCCCAGCACCCCCUCACCCGCCCCUCCCUGCCCCGCCCCCGCGUGUCCCCUGGACGGCAGGGCGCGCGGCAGGCCAGCGUUCCUUCCUCCUUGGGGAUCCUUCCGUGCCGUGGCUGCUGCUGCCGCCGCCGCUCCGUCCCGGACUGGCCUUAGCGGGGGUGGUGGUGCUAGCGCUGCGGUUGGUGGAGGAGGAGGUGGCGGUGGCGUCUGUGGGCAGCUCGAGUUCUCCGCCAACUCACACUUCGAGCCCGGGAUUUGCUAAAAGCUUUCGGCGAGGAGGAGGAGGAGGAGAUCGAGGUGGGCGGAAAAAAGAGCGAGCGAAAGAAAGCGAGGCGCUUCAAGCAGGAGCCGAUAACGGGUUAUGGAGUCCAACUGUCGUAAACUUGUGUCGGCUUGCGUUCAGUUAGGGGUUCAACCUUCUGCUGUUGAAUGUCUUUUCUCCAAAGACUCUGAUAUUAAAAAAGGAGAAUUCAAUGAUUCUCCAGAGAGCAGGAAAGAAGCUUCUAGCAGCAAACUGUUCGGGAGGCAACACCCCAGCGCCAAUGAAAAGGACAAAAGCCAGCCUGGCAAGAACGAGGAUGCGGGGCCCGAGGAUCCAUCCAAGAAGAAGCGGCAGCGGCGGCAACGGACUCACUUCACCAGCCAGCAGCUCCAAGAGCUGGAGGCCACUUUCCAAAGGAACCGCUACCCGGACAUGUCAACUCGGGAGGAGAUCGCCGUUUGGACCAACCUCACGGAGGCCAGAGUCAGGGUUUGGUUCAAGAACCGCCGGGCGAAGUGGCGGAAGCGAGAGAGGAACCAGCAGGCGGAACUCUGCAAGAACGGCUUCGGGCCCCAGUUCAACGGGCUGAUGCAGCCUUACGACGACAUGUACCCGGGCUACUCGUACAACAACUGGGCCGCCAAGGGCCUGACGUCGGCGUCGCUCUCCACCAAGAGUUUCCCCUUCUUCAACUCCAUGAACGUAAACCCGCUCUCCUCGCAGAGCAUGUUCUCGCCGCCCAACUCCAUCUCCUCCAUGAGCAUGUCUUCCAGUAUGGUGCCCUCGGCGGUCGCCGGCGUCCCCGGCUCCGGCCUCAACAGCCUGAACAACUUGAACAACCUGAGCAACCCCUCCCUCAACUCGGCCGUGCCCACGCCCGCCUGCCCUUACGCCCCGCCGACCCCUCCUUACGUUUACCGGGACACGUGUAACUCUAGCCUGGCGAGCCUGAGACUCAAAGCCAAGCAGCACUCCAGCUUCGGCUACGCCAGCGUUCAGAACCCGGCCUCCAACCUGAGCGCUUGCCAGUAUGCCGUGGACAGGCCCGUGUGAGGGGAAGGCCUGCCUUUUCCCCUUGUUUUGUUGGUGUUGCAUUCAGACAUUUUUUUUAAAAAAACCCAUAAAAAUAUAAACAAACACACGCAAAAUUCUGAAUGGAGGAGGGAGGAGGCCUCGCUUCCGUGAUCAAAGGACUUGAACGUUCGAAUCCAAAGUAAAUGAGCACUAUUGAGAACACACACACACACACAUAUAUAAAACAACAACUAAUAUGGAAUUAAGACAAAAGAUAAAUACGGAAGGGGAGGGUUAGGGAGAGCGAGAAAAGAUACCACUGAAAUUCACGAGUCCCUUUGUUUUCAAAGGAUCUUCUCCUGGCCCUGCUACCUUUCACUAAAGGAAAAAAAAGUAUUCCCAACAACUACAAGGACAUAUAUUAUAAAUAUAUAUAAAAUACGGACAAACGUUUGACUGGAUAUGGUAUGACAUUUUAAUGUUCCUAUAAGCUUGUUAUUUUUUAUGUUUAGCAUUGUUAACAUUAAAAGAAAAAAUGACGGGAAAGGAUGUAUAUAUAUAUCGAAAUGUCAAAUUAAUUUUAUAAAAGCAGUUGUUAGUAAAUCUCCACAGUGUUUUUAAAAGUUAGGCUUUAAAAUAAAGCAUGUUACACAAGAGAUUAGGGAUUUUGUUUCCGCUUGCGAGCAAGGGAAUGUAUAUACUAAAUGCGAGACUGUAUGUUUCUAACAUAUUGUUAUUAUUAAUAUUAUUAUUAUUAAAAGAAAAAAGUCCCAUUGUGUGAAUAUCGGUUUUAGAAUAGUACCUCUGGUGGAUGCAAUGGUGACUCUGAAACUGCAAUGUAAAACAUACCCUGUGUAUAACAUUUCGUAUAAUAUUAGUGUUUUCCUUUUCUGCCAACAUUGGAAAAAUGUGUUUUCUUUCAUGGGAGUAAAAUAUACAGCAUACAGUUUGGUCUGGGGUUUUUUUUUUUGACGAGUUCAAGCGCAUAGAGAGAUAUCCCUACAUACUGACUGCUGAUCUCCAACCUCCUUUCUUGGAGGGCAGGGGAGGGAGAAAUCUUCCUCUUCCCCUCCCUCUUACAUAGCAACAACAGUCAACUGUGACUAGAAUUCUCAUCCUAGGCCCUACAUUUCAUUCUGGCAGUGCAAUCUUAUAUAUAUCUAUUCGGAAGUAAGUCCCACUGAGUUCAGCGGAGCUUACUCCCAGGAACGUGCAUAUAGGAUUGCAGUGUAAAUAUGUCAAUGGAUCAGUAAAAGAAACAAGCAAAUAAAAAAACAAACCAUGAGCUGUGUAUGCAUAUGCGUUGUCCUACUCAAAGUAGACCCACUGAAAUGAAUGGACCGGUUAGUCGUGUCUAUUAACUUCAGUGGGAUUGCUCUGAGCAGGACUAGGAUUGAGUACCCCCUGUGCCUGCAUAAAGUCCUCAGAGGAGGUGGUGGGAGCUGUUCGCCCCCAGGGGAGUGGGUUCUGCUGUGACUGUCCUA